Messenger RNA from Theileria orientalis strain Shintoku, 1026 nucleotides. RefSeq lists its product as hypothetical. The transcript has 3 exons. Lineage: Eukaryota; Apicomplexa; Aconoidasida; Piroplasmida; Theileriidae. The record is from RefSeq and is a predicted model, not a curated record. The coding region runs from base 1 to 1026 and encodes 341 amino acids.
AUGUGUACGGGAAGACGCCUGGAACAACCUACAAAGGCUGCGUCCAUAGCUGGAAGCACUGAAACUCUCGAUGGGUUCAAUGAUAUCGAGAUCCCAGAUAUUGACGAGCAAAAGAGGAGAAGGUCAUCCAAAAAUCUCUCCAUAAUUCUAGUGAGCAUAUUCAUAGCGUGGCUAAUACUCUUUAUGGGUGUAACAAUCUACCAAAUCAGGAGCUACAAGAGAUUUGUCCUCAGGAGAGACGUGAAACAAAUCCUCGAUGAGGAGCUGGAGACUAUAGAAGAAAGCAAAAGGAGAGAAAUAACGAAGUCAGUUUUGAAACGUCUUGAUGGAUCCUCGAUCACAAUGUUCGUGCAACCCGGGUUCGAGAGCUUGAGGGAGAUUAGAGCAGCUGAAAUUGAGGAGCUUGCCAAUGUCGAAACAAAGGUAGAGUCGUUUAUGAAAUCAAAAUCAUUCAAUUUAGCUGAAAGGUACGAGGACCUAAAAUUUGAAAAGGUUAACCAGAACUGUUACAGAAAAGAUUUCAUUAGAUAUAAUAUUUUAAACAGCGGAGUAGAUUGCAGACUUGUGGUAAAAACAUCAAACAUAGGAGCGGGGUCCAGUGAAAAUUCUGGAAAAUGUGCAACUACAUACUAUUGGAUAUACAACAGUCCUUCAAAAAAUGAAACAAAGAUAUACAGCUUAGGUCCCUACUACGGGCAUCACUAUGUCACCGUAAGCGAGUCAUUGUUUGAUAAAGAAAGUAAAUCUGGAUCAUUAACACUCUUUGGCUGUCAACCCCCCUUGGAUAAAUACGAAACGAGCGAUGAGCCAAAAAGAAUCCAAUCACUAAUAAAAGUAAAUGCCAUUAUAACCCCAAACUCAUAUAAAUCGAAAGAUUUCAAAAAAUUUCAAAUAGAUUUGGAUAAAUUAGCCAGAGAAGAAAUUUCGAAAAUAAAUAAAACGAUCGAUGAACUUCAUUACGAUCGGGAAUCUGUACGUGAUUACACAACUCUAAAAGAAGCAACGAGCUGCAUCUAUUCAUUAUAA